Messenger RNA from Mycena citricolor, 1668 nucleotides. The record is from the annotation of a GenBank genome assembly. NCBI's taxonomy places the organism in Eukaryota, Fungi, Basidiomycota, Agaricomycetes, Agaricales, Mycenaceae.
AUGGCUGGUCCGGGGCAAGAGAGACUGGACGAUGCACGUCGAAACGAAGACUUUCACAAGCAAGCAGCCGCGCACGCGAGGCAAGACCGUCGAUUUGUAAAUCAAGAGAACGAAACUCUCCGGCGUCAGCUCGCGACCUUUCAAAACAACUUUCGAGCCAGUGAAGAGGAGCGCCACCGUUUACAACAGUUCAUCUUGGAGAGUCAGCGCAAGAUUGCAGAGUUGGAGCGUGGUGAAGCGGAUUUACAUGGCCAGAUCAUGGAUGAUCAAGACCAACUGCAAAAAUUGGCGGGAGAGGCAGCCGAUGCUAGGCAAGUCCACGACAACGAUGUCCGCGCCCUUCACAAUCAGAUUCACGCUCGAGAAGAGGAAGUGGAGCAACUUCGACAAACGAUCAGGAGGAAUGCGCGUUCGAAAGUGAGCAACAGUCCGACAGCAAAACGGCGUGGACGUGUCAGCACGGAGCUAUUCAAUCCCGGACGCCCCGCUUUGAUUCAGCUCCCACUCGAUCCUGCACCCGUUCCCGCUAGUGCUGGACCAUCGCGGCCAACUGUAGACUUGGCUAUCGCGGAUGUUGCGAAAUCGUUGGACGUCGAUGCUGAUGUGCUCUCCAAGUUAAUGGGAGUAAUGGAACUGGUGAAUAAUGGACGUGCCCGUGUGAUGAUUGGUUCGACAAACGGUGGAGGGAAACAGAGUAAGCGCAAAGCGCAGGAGAAAGCGGCCGUUGCUCCCCAAACAGGUGAUCUAGUGAAAAAGGCACAUGCCAUGAUGCGCCAGGUGACCUAUCAAAGAUUCGGCUGCGAGCAGGCCACAGACUUCAUCUUCCACACGCCUGCAACGGAGGAAGAAGUGGAAGCUUUCGCCAACGAUGACCAAGCCUGCAUCCGCAAAUGGCAGUUUGACUUCAGCGAGGGAUAUACCAGCUCCGCUUGGAAUAUGGCAGUGUUGGAGCGACUUGUUGCAGAAGCUGAGAAGGAAGAUAACGACGGCAUGGGCUACGUCCGAAAGGGUCUCAUUCAGCGCGAGUUCCUCGCGUACAUCGCUGCUGAGCAACUCGCCCGAUACCGCGGCAAUUGGAAGCAGUUCCAACCGAAGUGGGACCCGAGUAAGGAUCGUAUGGAGACCAGGGCUGAAGCGAUUGCCCGUGGCCAAGUCAUCUUGUUCCAGCGUCGGAUGUCGUCCAAGACGAUAAAUGCUCAACACGAUAAAUACAACCAUUGUCACAACACCGUUCAGUCGACGAUCACCCUGAAGGAAGAGGAUGGUGCAAACAAUCUUGCGACUUGGAAGAGGAUGUUGGAUCUCUUGGUGUUGCUUGGUGCGAAUGGAAUGUCUGAGGAGGAGGAGACACCCGCAACCCACAUGGGAUCCAAGAUUCGGACGUAUAAGAUUCUGCUGUGUUGGUGGCGGGAGCCCGUCAUUGCGGAUUACAUGCGCAUGGUGGACGUCCAAACGGCGCACUUCCAGACACUUCAAACUGGUGCAAAGCCCGCUCCUCGCGUUCGCGGACAGACGUACGGAUCCAGAGCUGUCCCGAAAGGACUCCCGGAGAGUUUGUAUAACAAAGACUGGCUCAAAUCACUCUCCCCAAAGGAACUCAAGGAAGUGAAGGUGUCAAAGCAAGUAUUCACGUUGUUUGUGGCGGCAACUGAGCGCAUGGGAUUUUAG